AACCUGCGAACCCCACGCAGACUAAUUAGAGGUGCGGUGGCGAGCGUAUUCCUAACGCUUAGCCCGUUGAGCCACACCGCCGAGCCGCCGAAAAUGUUGAAAUGCUAAACUGUGGAAAGAAUUUUAGAGGUCUGGUGGGGAGCUGUCCAUUGAUAGACUGGUAGAAUAGAUACCGGUAGCAAAUUUAGACUAGCAGAAAGAAAAGUCGGAUACUGGCGUUUUGAAUCUUAUCCUUUGUUUAUCAAGCGAUACCUAAUCUCUUGUCUGCUUGUUCAUAUUUUCUACAGUUCUAGGUCUGUACAGUAAAUUGUUGGCAAUGUGCAAUUCAUAUUAUAUCUAUACUACAUUACUUUUGUGUCUGAUGCUAUGUUUUCAACCAUGCCACUCUAUUUUAUAUCCCCGUGAGUCUGAAACACGGACAAUCAAAGAUCUUAGCGGGAAAUGGAAAUUCCGAAUUGAUGAUUCACCUUCAAGGCAUCAAAGUUUUGAUGAUAAAUGGUGGAAUCUUACUCUAGCAAAUUUUCCUCAAGCAAUUGAUAUGCCAGUGCCUGCAAGUUACAAUGACAUCACACAAAAUAAAAGCAUAAGAGACUUUUCUGGAUGGGCAUGGUAUCAAAAAGAAUUUUUUGUCACAAAAGCAUGGCAGCAAGAUAUGUAUGUUUGGUUAAGAAUUGGCAGUGCACAUUAUUCUGCAUCUUGGAUCAAUUCUGUGCAGGUCCUGACUCAUCAUGGUGGUCAUUUGCCUUUUGAGUCUGAAGUCAACCAUUUGAAAUUUGGAGUAAAAAACAUCAUAACGAUUGCUGUGAAUAAUACAUUGACACCGAAUACUCUACCGCCUGGUACAAUCGUCUACGAAAGUGAAGAUGAUCAUUAUCCACCGGGAUAUUUUGUGCAAAAUAUUCAAUUUGAUUUCUUCAAUUAUGCUGGAAUUCACAGACCUGUGAAGUUGUACACAACAUCGAAGACAUUUGUUCAAGAUAUUUCUGUAACCACAACUUGUGAUUCUGAUUUUUCAAAGUGCAAUUUAAAAUAUUUUGUUAGUACAUUAUCUGGCAAACAAAAUCAAAGUCAACAGCCAACAACACGCUGGUCAAACAGUAAAGUUUCCCUUUUAGAUACAAAUGGAAAUGUUGUAACGACGGGAGAUUUGUCUUCUGGUUUAUUAACAGUUUCAAAGCCAAAUUUGUGGUGGCCUGUUGGUAUGAAUGAAAGUGUAGCAUACUUGUAUACUAUUGUUGUUGAAAUAUUUGAUGAAAAUUCAAAUUUGAUUGAUAAUUAUCGUCUUCCGUAUGGAAUUCGUACUAUAGAAGUGACCGAUACCAAGUUUUUAAUCAAUGGAAAACAAUUUUAUUUUCUUGGAUUUGGUAAACACGAGGAUUGGGAUAUUCGGGGCAAAGGAUUUGAUUGGUCUUCCGUCAUCAAGGACUUCAAUAUGUUAGAAUGGCUUGGUGGCAAUUCUUUUCGAACCUCACACUAUCCAUAUUCAGAAGAAAUAAUGCAGCUAUGCGAUGAACGAGGCAUUGUUGUUGUGGAUGAAUGCCCUGCAGUUGGCCUUGAUAAUGAAGAAAAUUUUGCUGAUAAGACACUGCAACAUCAUAAAGAUGUUAUAAGAGAGCUUAUCGAUAGGGAUAAAAACCAUGCAUCAGUUGUUAUGUGGUCAGUUGCCAAUGAGCCAAACUCCAAAUUACCAGUAAGUGAAGAAUAUUUCAAGACUAUUAUCAGUUUAACUAAGUCACUGGAUGCAACAAGGCCUGUUACUGUUGUUUGUAAUCAACCAUAUGACAAAGACCUUGCAAGUGCUUUCGUUGAUGUUGUCAGUGUCAACAAAUACUUAGCAUGGUAUGAAGACAGUGGGCAUACAGAAGUUAUUCAACCAAAAUUGGGCUAUUAUCUUUCAGAGUGGUAUGAGACAAGACACAAGCCUGUUAUACAUAUGGAAUGGGGAGCUGGAACUGUUGUUGGAUUGCACAGAGAUCCUGCUGUCAUGUUCACUGAGGAAUUUCAAGAAGAAGUUAUGGAAGAACAUUUCAAAGUUUUCGAUUCGUUGCGAAAAGAUUUUCUCGUUGGUGAAAUGAUUUGGAAUUAUGCUGACUUUGCAACUGCUCAAGAUCGUGGAAGGGUGGUUGGCAAUAGGAAAGGGGUUUUAACAAGACAAAGGGAUCCGAAGUCUGCUGCAUUUGUACUAAGGCGAAGAUAUCAUGCCUUGCGCAACCAAACACUGAGUUAAUCAGUAUCUCAGUGUUUAGCAAUAAUAUUGAUAUUUUCAGGUCUUUCAUAUGUUCGAUUCUAACAAGGCUCUCGGUAAAUAGUGGUAACUGGUAAGAGCACUUGGUUUGAAAGCAUCAAUAUUGUUUUUGAGUAAGAUGUUAAGCUUUCGUUUGCCCCUAGGGAUCUUAAACACUUUGUUCCCAUUAUAAUCAGAAAAUCACUUUUUUUCUAAUUGGAACCACUUAUAUGAUUCAAGUACAUAGUUUUUAAUAUUUAUCACAUCAUUGUGCAAUUAAUGUAUUGAGAAUUUAUUAUAUUACCAUUUUGUCUGUUACCUUGUUUUCGCAGUGCAGGUAAUUAGAUUCCCCACAAUACUGGUUAUUAAAUAAUAUCUUCAAAAUCAUUAUUUUUUUCCCACUAGAAAGUCAAUAGUAUAGCAUAUUCAGAUGUAAUUUUAACGAAGUUUCGUUUUGGGAUCAUACAUAAACAAUAAAAGGUAAAAACAUUUCAUUCCUCAUUCAAAUUAUUUCCAAACGCUCAUUCACGAUAUUUAGUCAGCUAUAAUUCUAAUCAAAUCAUUGGUGCAUCCCCUGAUAGGAAAUGAUAAUGAUUUAAAAUAUUGUAAGAGGCUUCUCAUUAUUGCCCAAAACACUUGUGAUCUCCAAUUUAUUGAAAAUUAGAAUGAAGCAUAAACUUGUGUUGAAUUUCUAGUUUGUAAAAAAUUCAUGUGACGUGUAACCUAGCCAGCUCAUUUUUUUCAACUGUUAUUGAAAUGCAGCUUCACCAAAGAAAUUAUAUGCAGUUUGUCCAUCUUACUGUUAAAUACUGUAAAUAAAAGAUUGCAAAUAUCCAAAAUUAUUGGACCGAUCGGAUAUUGGUCAAAUCAUCGUAUGACUCUUUAUACUUCUGUGUAAAUGAAACAAAGACAAGGUGUCACAUAUGACCUUAUAUCAUAUUCAUGUGCUAUUUUUGGUUAUCCGAUUUAUAAUCUUAAUCACCAUAUUAUCUAUGCAUAUUUCUGGUUGAUAUCUCCCGAUUACAAAAUAUAAUUUAUCAUCGUA
Molecule: messenger RNA, 3269 nt
Organism: Styela clava
Lineage: Eukaryota; Metazoa; Chordata; Ascidiacea; Stolidobranchia; Styelidae
Source: RefSeq, a predicted model, not a curated record